Messenger RNA from Zychaea mexicana, 820 nucleotides. RefSeq lists its product as uncharacterized. Gene Ontology annotation, biological process: DNA damage response; fatty acid metabolic process. The transcript has 3 exons. Lineage: Eukaryota; Fungi; Mucoromycota; Mucoromycetes; Mucorales; Lichtheimiaceae. Gene Ontology annotation, cellular component: mitochondrial matrix. Bases 138 to 740 code for a protein of 200 amino acids. The record is from RefSeq and is a predicted model, not a curated record.
AAAAAGAAAAGAAGGGAAAGUUGCUGGGUUUCUCUUUUUAUUUUUUGAAACUUGUCUCUUUUCGUUCAGUUACCACAAAAUUAUUUUUGCACGAGCGACAGGUCAACUGCCAGAAGACUUCUUAGGCAGAAACCCGAAUGAGUGACACUGGCAGUGACGUUGACUGGGAAGAGCUUUUUGGACCUGCGGUUGAAAUUACAGUGGAAACAUGUCCUGCCAUCCCUGGACUUAAGUUAGCAAGAGAAGCAAUAACACAUGAGGAACAAAUGACUCUGCUGCAAGCCAUUACAGACCAUCGCUACUUUCAUGACGACGUUGACCAGGGUAUGUGCUUUGGUACGUUACCUGCGCAUUUCGCUUGGUUGGAACCCUGGGUGAAAACCAUGUGCUCUGAGUUAUUUCCCGAGAAUAUCGUAAGCCGGACACCCUUAUUUGAUCAAGCCAUUAUCAACUUGUAUCAAAAAGGAAAGGGUAUCAAAUCACAUAUAGAUUUAUUACGGUUUGAUGAUGGAAUACUGGUCGUUUCGCUUCUUUCUUCCUGUGUCAUGACAAUGCAAAAAGAUAGCCGAAAAAUUCCUGUGCUGCUACGUCCUGGUGAUGUCCUGGCACUCUCGGGCGAAGCGCGUUAUCAAUGGGAACAUGGGAUAGAGGAAAGGAUGGUGGAUAGUAUAGACGGAGAAUUGAUUAAACGUGGAACACGCGUUAGCGUUACGUUGCGCAAGUUACUGGUAACUUCGUAAUGUAGAAUACAUGCUGAUUAUUACCUUCGAUACAGCAGACAUAAAAUAUACGAUAAUGGUCUUUGAGAUAUAGAUUCGAG